AUGGGCUCCUUAGAUUUGGCGCGUGGAGACCCUACUCGCCUGCAAAAGCAGGGCCAGAAACUAUACCUUCAGGGUCAAUUCAAUGCAGCCAUAGAGGCAUUUACGGAGGCUUUGAGAUAUCAAGACGUCGAUGUUCUCGCUGUGCUUGACAACCGCGCUGGCACUUACUCAAAGCUCGGUCAACAUGACCAGGCUUUGAGAGAUGCGCGACAGAUGAUUAAGAAAGACAAGAACGAUGAACGAGGUUACCUGCGUUGUGCAAAGACAUUGAUCUUGGAUGGCAAACACGACAAGGCUCUCGAAAUCUACGAAUACGCCUUGAAAUGCCUUCCUACAGAUCAUCCACGGCGCAAGCAACUAGAACAACUCCGUAAUAAGCUCCAAGAGCGGACAGUGGCAAAGUGCCACGAUCCAUUCACCGUCUUUCCAUUGGAAGUUGCUACGAUGAUCUUAACACACUUCGAUUUCAGGCAGAUUGUGGCAAUAUUGCGGGUAUCAAAGCAAUGGGACCGGUUUCUCUCAUCAAUGCGAGAGCUAUGGAUGCGUAUAGACCUGUCUGGUGCGCGGGGAAAAAUCCAUUGGUCUUCUGUCCGCGCCUAUAUCAACCGAUCUAAAGCAAUGGUCACUUCCGCUGUUGUGAAGAACUUGUCCGUCCCAUCUACCAAGCGGGUCCUCGAAUUCUUCAGCAGGUGUCCUCGACUAGAAAACCUAGAGAUUUGGGCGCAAUUCGCCUGCCAGGAUUUCUAUGAGCUAUACAAGAACUCCAAGAGGCUAAAGCGCCUGAUGAUAUCCGAUGACAUUCCUAUACCACAGGAGUACAUCGCCAAGUUCCUCGAGGCCCUGCCUCUCCUGGAGCGCAUCGAGAUCCACAAAACCAAAUCUUCUCCUCAGUUCAGAACACAAUGGCCUUCCACAUUACCCCACCUCCGAAGCAUCACCUUCGGUACGGUAGAACCCUCCAGGCCUUCCAACCACGUGCCUGCAUUGUACAUCCCUCGUCGAGACGAUCCCUCCCUCCCCUGCACAAUCGCCAACCUCGAAGAGCUCCGUCUCGACUCCAAUCCAGAUGUUUUCAUUCCGUAUCCGCCCACCUUCAACCCCUUCGACCUCCCCCGACUUCGACGCUUAGACCUCAGUGGCAUGUACAUCGGCGAGGAGUUUGCCCUUCCAUCCAGUCUCCAAUGCCUUCGCAUCCGUGGCGGCGCAGGCGCCGAAGAAUUCCCCUUUUCCAACCAGCUUCCAUUCAACCUUCCCAAUCUCCACACGUUGAUCCUCAGCGACGUGCCGUGGGUCACAAAUGCAACAAUCCACGUGUUUCUGGAAUGCAAAUCUCCGUUAUUGGUCCUUCACGUUGACAGCUGUUUUCGACUCUUGGGGGGACCGUUGUCGAAGCUCCUUUGUGAGCACGCAAACAAGCUUACGGACUUGAAUGUGUCUCAUAUCUCCUGUAUCACUGAUGCGGUGGUCGAGUCGAUCACUAAGAAUCUCUUGGAUUUGAAGAGCCUGUACUUGAGCUAUACUGGCAUCACUGGGUGCUCAAUUAAGAGUCUCGCGGAUGCGCGAAAGACUGGUGGAGCGCAGGUAGAGCGUAUCUCAGCGAAGGGCUGUGAGAAUAUUUCUGCGGACGCUAUUGCCUACGGACGCGCCAAUGGGAUUGAGGUUCUCGUUUGA
Aspergillus terreus NIH2624 is the source of this 1671-nucleotide messenger RNA. Its product is annotated as Leucine Rich Repeat domain protein. Gene Ontology annotation, cellular component: TRC complex; membrane. Lineage: Eukaryota; Fungi; Ascomycota; Eurotiomycetes; Eurotiales; Aspergillaceae. Gene Ontology annotation, molecular function: molecular adaptor activity; protein binding. The record is from RefSeq and is a predicted model, not a curated record. The transcript has 6 exons. The coding region runs from base 1 to 1671 and encodes 556 amino acids. Gene Ontology annotation, biological process: post-translational protein targeting to endoplasmic reticulum membrane.